Suillus discolor is the source of this 1171-nucleotide messenger RNA. Its product is annotated as dual specificity protein phosphatase. The transcript has a single exon. The record is from RefSeq and is a predicted model, not a curated record. The coding region runs from base 133 to 804 and encodes 223 amino acids. Gene Ontology annotation, molecular function: protein tyrosine phosphatase activity. Gene Ontology annotation, biological process: protein dephosphorylation. NCBI's taxonomy places the organism in Eukaryota, Fungi, Basidiomycota, Agaricomycetes, Boletales, Suillaceae.
GUCUAACAGCUGGUUCUCGAAUGUCGCGACUGGAGGUAUAAAACUCGAGCAGUAGACGGGAAGCUUGUACUGAGCCACACGCGAGUUCAUCUUAUACGGAUUCGUUACAAAUUACAUUCCUCUCAAGCAGCGAUGCCAUCACUCAACGCAUCCCACAAGCUAUCUUCCCCACGCAAAAACAAAACCCAUACGGCCGCUUCCCCAUACAAGAGCUCGGGCCCCUCCCGCCCACGCAGGCUUCCACUAAGUUCACUACGCCCACGCCCAAUACCUAACUCCUACUGGGCAACUCCUCUGCUACUCGCAUGCGAGUACCCCUGGUCUCCUUUUGAAACCUCCACCCAGAAACUUGACAAACUUCUCGCCGCUGGCGUCCGCACCUUCAUCGACCUCACUGAGCCUGGGGAACUUAUACCCUACAAGCCCCACCUCCAGAGGUACAUUAGUGCCGCUGGCCUCGACGCGACUACCAUCCACUACCACCAGUUCCCUAUCCCUGAUCGUUCGCUACCUCACAAGCCAACAUAUUUCAUGCGUCUAGUGAUGGACGUGCUCAGGGAAAACGCAGAGCAAGGGCGCGUGUGCGCCGUGCAUUGCCGUGGUGGGAUUGGAAGGACCGGUUUAGUUAUUGGGUGCUGGCUCGUGGAGGCAGGAAUCGCGAAGGACGGCGAAGAAGCACUGAAGAUAAUAGAACGGGAGUGGCGGACCGUUGAGAAGUGCAAGCGCUUCCCGCACUCGCCGGAGACUGGCCCGCAGUUUGAGUUUGUGAGGAACUUCACGAGUCCAGCGAUGGUGCAUGUAUAGAGAAUCGUGACAGUGCGCGUGUUUUGCUUGCCUGCUGGUAUGCCUGUUCUCCUUUUUUACUCGUGCCUUGCUCAUGAAUGCGUUUUCAGCAUACCUUUGUAUUCAUCCUCUCACGACCUCACUGUAGCUAUUAUAUCCCUAUUCAUAUUUCUCUAAUCAUGGUGCUAGUCUCAUACUAGUACGUGCCUGGCCGCAUUUCUUCACUCUUGUCACAGUGCUGGUGAUGUGUAUGAUCACAGAUUAUGGACAUUAUGAUGGGUGCCGGUGCACUCAUGCCACAUACAUACAUCUUCGGACUCCGCUUCAAGUAGAAGCUUGAUGACACAGGUUGUGUACCGUAGUCAUGAAUGAAUUAGUAUUGAAAGUC